Molecule: messenger RNA, 1209 nt
Organism: Torulaspora globosa
Lineage: Eukaryota; Fungi; Ascomycota; Saccharomycetes; Saccharomycetales; Saccharomycetaceae
Gene: EFM2
Product: S-adenosylmethionine-dependent methyltransferase
Exons: 1
Coding region: 1-1209 (402 amino acids)
Source: RefSeq, a predicted model, not a curated record
AUGUUUGAUCCUCUUGAUCUGUAUACCGCCAAGGAGGCGAAGGAAGAGGGCCAGUGUGAGGAGAUAGUGGGAAAUGGUCACGCAAACCAUCGUGCUAGCGACGAAAUUGAUGUCGACGAUGCUGAGGGAGAAGUAGAAGACCAUGGCUUUUUAGACGUUCUUGACUUACCUCCGGCGUAUUUAGCGACCCCGCAGGUGUUGCUUUGCGUGCUGGGUCUGUUACAGCCAGCCACUCAAGUCAACUUUAGCGAUAUAAACCGUGAUCGUGAUGCAUCGGUGUCAGUUAUUUGCCAGGAGAAACAUAUACCAUUAGAGUAUCUUGAGCAGGCUGUCCGUUACUAUUCUCAGCAGUGUCCAAACGCUGAUCUGAACAGCGCUUCGAAAAUAUGCUCCAGAAUUCCACAAAUGGCAGUGACGCAUGGGGCUUUAAUGCUCCCUUACUAUACCUCGGUCUUGAAGUAUUAUGAGGAUAGGGACCAUCUUUUGCGAGACGAGAUCAUCAGACAGGCGAGCUUAAGAAUUGCUGAGAGCUGCGGACGCAGCGCUCAGCCUUCAAUGACCCGACAGUUUACCUUUGACUGUCUGGAACGCUCUAUUAACAUUCACGAGCCAUCUCUCACAGCGGAUAAUCUCGGCUGGAAGACUUGGGGUUCUUCUUUCAUCCUCUCUCAAAAACUCAUUAAUAGGCUCCAUCAAGGGCACUUUAAAUCUCCGUUGAGGGUACUUGAACUAGGUUCUGGAACUGGCUUGGCAGGCAUCUCAUGGCUAGCAAAAUGGGUCGAACUUCAUGGCGAAGAGGGCAUCGAAAUGUUCCUGACAGACCUUCCAGAGAUCAUCUCCAACUUGCGCAAAAACGCAGACAUCAACCGACUGAAUAAUAUUGCCAAAGUGGCAGCGUUGGACUGGACAAACCCGUCACAUUUCAUCGAAAUGCAUUCUAGUAAGACUUUUGAUGUCGUAAUAGUUUCAGAUCCAAUAUAUUCCCCGGAUCAUCCAGAGUUGGUGGUCAGUAUCAUUGAGAGGUUCUUAUCUGAGCAAGGGACGUGCUUUUUGGAGAUUCCUGCUAGAGCCAGAUAUGCCGCUGAGAGAAGGCGAUUACGUCGAUUGCUCGAGGACCGAAAAUUCACCAUAAUCCGGGAAGAGGUUGACCAAGGUCUUGAAGACUGGGGGAUGGUCGAGUAUCUGUUUCUAGAAAUUAAACAUAAAUAG